CCUUGUUCACCUUACCACCAUAUACUUCAUAACUCCACCAUGCGUGUGAGUACCAAAGAUCUUCCUGAGGCGUACAGGCCCAGCGCUACUAAGGAACAAGCCCAACAGGCCAAGCCCUUCGAGGACCUUCCGAUAAUCCUUCGUCCGCACGCGCAUCUUCCCUUCCCUCCACGCAUGCAUUGGGGCUAUGCUAUACCAAUCGAAUCACUCCUUGACAUCGCAGUCGAGAAGAUGGGUUACAAGAUACCCGAUAUUCCAGAAUCGGAGCUGCUACCCGGAUGUCCUCCUUACAACGAUCUCUUCGUCUCGAAUCUUGCUAUGAUUUUCCUGGAAAAUCACGUCGAGCACGACAUGCAGCUUGAUUAUCAAAUCGUUUUUUGUGAAGGGGAGAUCACCUAUGUUAUUUCAAUUUGCAGUAGCUGGGAGCACUGUCCGAAGGCCUUGGACACUGCGAAGAGAUUAGCAGAUUACUUUGGCAUGACGGAAUCUCCAAAAUGGUACCUUGACUACCAUUUGUGGCACUGGAGGUACGAUGUUUAGGGCUUAAGGACUGGUUUCAAACAGCUUCCGCUGUUUUUGUUUUGUUUUCUGCAUCGUACAGUAGUCGCUACGCUGUCAUAACAUUCUCAUAUCGUGUCCACCUCUGAUACCAAUCUACGCGCGGUGCAGGCGAUUUAAGAAGUAGACCAACGACUAAGUUUACAUGGGGCGUGAUGAAGAUGAAACAUGUGCACGGUGAAAUCUCUGCACAUUGGUAUAAGUAGUAAGCGGAUAUGUAAACAUGAUGGA
Molecule: messenger RNA, 789 nt
Organism: Somion occarium
Lineage: Eukaryota; Fungi; Basidiomycota; Agaricomycetes; Polyporales; Cerrenaceae
Source: the annotation of a GenBank genome assembly